Molecule: messenger RNA, 1506 nt
Organism: Rhodotorula toruloides NP11
Lineage: Eukaryota; Fungi; Basidiomycota; Microbotryomycetes; Sporidiobolales; Sporidiobolaceae
Product: phosphomevalonate kinase
Exons: 7
Coding region: 1-1506 (501 amino acids)
Biological process (GO): ergosterol biosynthetic process; isopentenyl diphosphate biosynthetic process, mevalonate pathway
Cellular component (GO): peroxisome
Molecular function (GO): phosphomevalonate kinase activity; ATP binding
Source: RefSeq, a predicted model, not a curated record
AUGCCGACCGUCGUCUCAUGCCCGGGCAAGGUCCUCGUCGCUGGAGGAUACCUCGUCCUCGACCGCCAGCAUCAGGGCUUCGUCAGCGCGACCCCGUCGAGAUUCUACACAGUCGUGCAGGAUGCUGGAGAGGCGAGCGCGGGCGUCGAGCGCUUCGCGAUCACGGUUGUGAGCCCGCAGUUCGACGACGGACGGUGGGAGUACGAGGCGCACAGAGACGAUGGCGAGUGGGUCGUGGAUGCAGUGGAAGGAGAAGGAUCAUCCAGCAAUACCUUCGUACACCUGUCAAUUCAGGCGGCGCUGCAGGUUGCGUCCGCCCUGGAGCCCGCCGCGACGUUCGGUCCUCUGGAGGUCACGAUUGUCGGCUCGAACGACUUCUACUCACAGUCCCGCUCCGUCUCGGCGCCGGUACCGUUCGCCCCGCUCAACUGCACGAUCCGAAACGUCCACAAGACGGGUCUCGGUUCCUCCGCCGCCAUGGUCACCUCGCUCACGUCCUCUCUCCUCCUGCACUGGACCUCCGCUUCCUCACCAGCGGUGUCUCCAUCAUCCGACCGGCUACCAAAUUCCGACAACGAGAGGAUCCACCUCCUCCACAACCUCGCACAAUACGUCCACUCGCUCGCUCAGGGCAAAGUCGGCAGCGGCUUCGAUGUCUCGGCAGCGGUGUACGGGAGUCAGACGUACAGGCGAUUCGCGGUUGAAUGCUUGGGCGACUUGCUGGAUCCGCAGGCGAAUGGCGGUUCGAAGAUCUCAAGCAAAAACCUUCUCUCCGUCCUCUCCCCCUCCCUCAAUCCCGCCUGGACCUCGCCGUCCACCGCCGGCUCCGUCACCUCCUUCAGCCUUCCCCCACACACCCUCCUCCUCCUCGCCGACGUCGACGCAGGCUCAAAUACCCCUAGCAUGGUCGGGAAGGUGAUGCAGUGGAAGAAGGCGGCGCCGGAAGAGGCGGAGCGCGUGUGGAGCGAGCUGGGAAAGAGCAACGAGAAGCUGAGGGAUGUGUUUGCGGAGCUGAGCGAGGCGGCGAAGGAGGAUGCCGGUGGGUAUGAGCGCGAGGUGGCGAAGCUUGCGGGGUUGACGGCGAAGGAGUGGUCGGCAACUGCGUUUCCCUUUGCUGCUGCCGCCCAGCGCAUCCUGGAUACUCGCGCCUUGAUGCGCUACAUGGGCGAGCAGUCCGGCGUGCCCAUCGAGCCGCCCGAGCAGAUGAAGCUGCUCGACGCUUGCUCUGCUUUGCCGGGUGUGAUCGGUGCUGGCGUUCCCGGAGCCGGCGGAUACGAUGCCAUCUGGGUCCUCUGCCUCGACCCGCCCUCCGCCUCCGCCUCCUCUCUUCCCGCUUCCGCCGUCAAGUCGCUCCUCCUCUCCUACAGCGACAUGUCCGUCCGACCUCUCUCGCAGAAUGCGUGGGUACGGGGUGGAACGUUUGAAGGCGAAGCGGGAUUGUUGCGCGAGCGGGUUGAGGACGUUGAGGGUUUGCAAGAGGCGAUUGAGCGGGGCAAGAAGCGGUAG